Messenger RNA from Patiria miniata (bat star), 2025 nucleotides. RefSeq lists its product as uncharacterized. The transcript is spliced from 16 exons. Bases 44 to 1903 code for a protein of 619 amino acids. The record is from RefSeq and is a predicted model, not a curated record. Lineage: Eukaryota; Metazoa; Echinodermata; Asteroidea; Valvatida; Asterinidae.
UGUGUGUGCCAUCGCGCUGACUUGGUUGGCAGGUGUAAACAACAUGGCGGCUCCAGUGAAAUCUGCUCAUCCGCGCUGGUUGCUCGAUUGUAAAAGUGAAAUUGUACAGACAGAUGAGUGGAAGGUCUUGACCGAGGAGCUGAACCAAGCCAUUCAACAGCAACUGACUGAGAGCCACGUGUCAAAGUUCACUGACCUAUCCGACCCAGAAAAACAGUUGUUUCUGGAAAGGGCUGCCAAGGCAAUAAAAGAAGGCGAUGUUUUUCAAAACUUUAAUCUGGCGGCAUCCGAUGCGCUUGACAAGCAUCUCAGUAACCAUGCCAACCAGCGGUUGCUAACGACAUCGCCCCUGGAGACCAAGUCCGAGCUGGUAUUGGACCAGGCUCGUGAGGGCGCUCUUGGGCUGCUUAAGAGCUGGCCUGGGAACAAGGCCAAGCUACGUCGGUUUUUCAACCAGGCGUUGCCGGACCGACUGAGGCAGAUCGCAUGGCGACUCUACCUCAGGAGCCCCAAGGUGAGGUCAUUAUAUCUGGAGCAACUCAAGGCUGACCCUAGCAGCGUGAUGUCCAUACUUGACCUGGAGGUCAUCCAGACCAGCGAAGCUCUCCUGAUGAGAGAGCCCACUUUUCAGGAGCUCUCAAACAACACAGAUAUUCUGCAUGCAAUGAAGGCCAUACUAUCCUACCACCACGUCUGCAAGAAGACUAAGACUAGCCUGAUCGACACCGACUACAUGUUGGUCAUUCCUUUCCUGGUCAACUUGUUAUCAACUACACGGCCAGAACAACUCGUGCUGGAGAGCACCCUGGCGCUACUGAUCGAGCAGUACGCUACGUUCAUGUCCAGCAGGCCAAUCUACAUGAGGGAGUCCUACGUGGAGGAUUUUCAGGAGAGCAUGGAGUCAUUUGCAAACAGGAUUGCGGGGAUGCUGCAAGAAAAAGAUGAGGCGCUUACGCAACACUUGCAACGAGUAUUCAGUGGUCACUUUGCGUGGUCAUCUGCAGUUGUUCAAGGCAUCAAGCCUCUAAUCAGGCCAAUGGUUAGAUGUCUUUUUGUUGGCUACCUAAGUCUGGACGCCGUCAUGUACGUAUGGGAUCAGUACAUCAUCGGCUUGGAUGCACCAGACUAUGACAUCAUACCUAGCAUGGCAGUCAGUGUCUUGAUUUUGCUGAGGAAGUACCUCCUGCAAUGUGAUAGUUUGCCCGAGAUGGAACACACUCUUAAGAAAAAUGCUGUGAAAUUGACUAAAGAUGAACUUAUGUAUGAGAUCAGCUAUCAUUUCUACCAGGUUCUACAUAUUCAGCUAAACAGCGGGCGAGGUGCGAUGCCAGUACUGGACCCUACCCAAGUCGCCAUGCCCUGGGAACAUUGGCACCAUGAGAUGCUGCCACAGCGAACGACAGCCCAAGACAGAAGACAAGACAGAAACUACAGAGAAGACCAGAGACAGAGGGAUAGAGAUGUUGAGAGGGAUGAGGCGAGGAAGAUGAGAUGGCAGGAAGAGGAAGACAGAAUGAAGCAAAGAGAACGCUUGGAGAAGAAUGCCAGAGAUGAACAGCAAAGACUCAAAGAUCUCCUUGAGCAGGAAAGACAAAGCAAAGCAAAGGCCGAGAAGAAAGCCGAGGCUGAAAUUGAUCAGCUGAAGCAAGAAAUUGAAAGACUGAAGCAGGGCAAGCCAGCAGCUUCGCUCAAGCCAGAUGCAGCCUCGCUUCUUGCUGGAUCUCACUGGGGACGUGUAAAGCCCAGCACAGCACAAGCCGGUGAUAAUCUCCCUCCCCGACAGUUGGAAGACCCCCUUGCAGCCAAUGCUGUCAUGACUGACGUUCUGAAAGACUUUAUGGAUGGCGCAAGGAAACUACAAGGCCAUGGUCCUGCAGAAAAAGCGGGUACGAGCUCAAAGUGAACAUGCAGCCGUCAACGAUGCCAAGUACCAGACAUGGUGUGCCAUUCACAGCAUUGAAAAUCAGCCAGUGUGGGGAGUUAUUGGCACCUGGCUCAUUUCUUGCCGCAAUCCUGGAUUUCAAA